Messenger RNA from Zygosaccharomyces rouxii, 2628 nucleotides. RefSeq lists its product as uncharacterized. The record is from RefSeq and is a predicted model, not a curated record. Bases 1 to 2628 code for a protein of 875 amino acids. NCBI's taxonomy places the organism in Eukaryota, Fungi, Ascomycota, Saccharomycetes, Saccharomycetales, Saccharomycetaceae. Gene Ontology annotation, molecular function: ribonucleoside-diphosphate reductase activity, thioredoxin disulfide as acceptor; ATP binding. The transcript has a single exon. Gene Ontology annotation, biological process: DNA replication; deoxyribonucleotide biosynthetic process. Gene Ontology annotation, cellular component: ribonucleoside-diphosphate reductase complex.
AUGACAAAUAUUGCAGAUAUAGGGAGUAAUGCUAACCCCGGGUAUGAAUACAAUCCACCUCUUAUGAGGCAGAAACUGCGAGAACUAUCAUUUGGGCUCAACUUGGACUACUUAGACUUUGAUAAAAUAGUGCAGAAGAUUUCAAGUGGUGUGCCUGAUGAUGUAGAGGGCUGGCAAGUAAUAAGACAUGCGGCAGAAACCGUAGCUUCCCUGACAAGUAUACAUCCAGACCAUUCGAUUUUGGCUGCCAGAUUAGAGAUUGAUGAGUUACAUAAAUCUUUGCGUGGAAUCACCUUUACUGAAAAUUUAAAGCAGCUACGGAGCUCUACAAGAGUAACUUCUGAGGGAGACAAUAGAGUACCGAGUAAGCGACAGAAAGUUAUGAGGGCCCCCAAGAAAGGUGUAAUAUCUGAAGAGUUUUUACAAAUGGCUUUGAAGUAUGAGAAAAAAUUAAAUGAUGCCAUCGUUCAUGAGAGAGAUUUUAAUUUCACAUAUUUCGGUUGGAAAACGUUAUGUCAAUCAUAUUUGAUAAAAAAAAAUGCCGACCAAAUCCACGAAACUCCCCAGUUCCUUUUUAUGAGGGUCGCACUGGCUAUCCAUGGUCCUUUUGAAGAUAUUGAUUCUGUGAUUGAAACCUAUGAACUGAUGUCACGGAAAUAUUUUAUUCAUGCAUCCCCUACAUUGUUCAACGCAGGCACAGUGAAUCAAUAUCUUUCUUCCUGCUUUCUUGUUGGUAUGAAAGAGGAUUCUAUUGAGGGAAUCUUCAAAACCUUAGAGGAUACAGCUCUAAUCUCCAAGGCGUCGGGCGGAAUUGGUAUUCAUGUUUCCAACAUAAGGGCAAGUGGGGCCCAUGUGUCUGGAUCUAAUGGUACUUCUAAUGGUAUAGUUCCCAUGCUACGUGUUUUUAAUAAUACUGCCAGAUAUGUGGACCAGGGAGGAAACAAGCGUCCGGGUGCAUACUGUAUAUAUUUGGAACCCUGGCAUUCAGAUGUUUUUGAUUUCCUGCAGUUAAGAAAGAACCAUGGUAAGGAUGAAUUAAGAGCUAGAGAUUUAUUUUUUGCACUAUGGAUUCCAGAUUUGUUCAUGAAGCGUGUACAGUGCAAUGGUGAGUGGUCUCUUUUCAGCCCAGAUGAAGCGCCUGGUCUAAGUGAUGUCUACGGUAAGGAGUUUGAAGAGCUAUAUGAACAAUACGAAGCCACUGCAUUGCCAAUGAAACGCGUUAAAGCCCAAAAGCUGUGGUCUGAGAUUUUGCAAGCUCAAGUGGAAACAGGCGGUCCUUUUAUGCUUUACAAGGAUUCUUGUAAUUUAAAAUCGAACCAAAAGAAUCUGGGAACCAUUAAGUCUUCUAAUUUAUGCUGUGAAAUUGUAGAAUAUAGUUCCAAGGAUGAGACUGCAGUGUGCAAUCUGGCAUCAGUGGCACUACCCACGUUUGUGGUACAGGUGACUAAUAAGGGUAGUAUAUUCGAUUUUGUUAAAUUACAUGCAGUGGUGAAGACAAUAACAAGAAAUUUAGAUCGUGUCAUCGAUGUUUGCAAGUAUCCGAUCCCACAAGCACAAUACAGUAAUUUGAGGAAUAGACCAGAAGCGAUUGGCGUCCAAGGUUUAGCCGACGUAUUUCUUAUGCUUCGAAUACCCUACGAAUCACAAGAGGCAAGAAUUUUAAAUACACAGAUAUUUGAGACGAUCUACCAUGCUGCUGUUGAAACUUCGAUCGAAUUGGCUGAAGAAUACGGAGCUUAUGAAACCUUCCAAGGUUCUCCAGCUAGUCAAGGUCUUUUACAAUUCGACCUAUGGGGAUUAAACGAGGACAACUAUGAUUUCUUGUACAGAGACUGGGGUGAACUCAAGCAUAGGAUCCAAAACGGUAGAGGAUUGAGAAAUUCUUUGCUUUUAGGCCCAAUGCCUACUGCUUCCACCUCACAAAUCCUUGGAUAUACGGAAUCCUUUGAGCCAAUGACUUCAAACGUCUAUGCAAGAAGGGUAUUAAGUGGUGAAUUUAUCAAUGUAAAUCAAUACAUGGUCGAUCAUUUCUGUCAACUGGGAAUUUGGAAUGAAAAAUUGAAAAAUCGUAUCAUAGCAGAUAACGGAUCCGUUCAAAACAUUCAAGGUUUGCCUGAUUGGAUAAAAAAGAUCUACAGAACGGUUUGGGAGAUCCCACAGAGACCGCUAAUUGAUAUGGCUCGUGAUAGAUCACCAUUUAUCGAUCAAUCACAAAGUUUGAACCUGUUCAUGAAAACUCCAACAAUGGGGAAAUUGACCAGUAUGCAUUUCCAUGCAUGGAGGCACGGAUUGAAGACCGGAAUGUACUAUUUGAGAACACAAGCUGCAUCGGCCGCCAUUCAGUUUACCGUUAAUGAUGAAAAUACUUUAACAGGGUCUGUGGAAUUGAAUGGAUCUGAUGAAGAGGAAUCGAAAACUCCCAUUUUAGGUAAAUACCCCGGAACAACCUUCCCCAAACGUCAUAUCGAUUUUUUCGAUCCCAAGAAAAUAUCGAUUGAAAAUAUUGUAUCACAGAAAUCUGAUAGUACAGUAGGCUGGGGGGAAGAUGCUUAUGGAAUCCAUGAUAAAACACCACUUUCUUGUAGUGGAGGCAAAGAGAAUGAAUACUGCGAAAGCUGUUCUGGAUAA